AUGAGCUUGCUAAUCUUAUUCAUUCCGAUGCUAAAAUCGAAAUUGACAUGUUAAAGUUAUCUGAUUAGGUAAAACUGAUCUAUUAAGGAAUGGAGCUUGGAUUGUUAUAGCUUCAUCCGGGAAAGCAACUUAUCCUGUUGUUAUGAUGAGCAGAUAUUUAGAAAGGGCUAGGUUUGCCUGAUAUUUUCGCUAUUGGUACGCAUAGUCUAAGGAGAGGCGGGGCUAUUGCUGCCGCAAAUGCUUGUGUUCCAGAUUGCCUUUUUAAGCGGCAUGACUGCUGGUCUAGUGAAUCUGCUAAGGAUGGUUACGUUAAAGAUUCUUUAUCCUCGCGUUCGUCUGUUUCUUACGCCUUAGGUAUUUAGUUUUCUCGUACAUAUCUUUUUUUCAUUUUUCCUAGAAUCUCUCUAGUUGGUCUUGCCAGGGAGACCGUUGAAUAUGGAGUACAGCUGUCUAGGAUUUUCCUCCUAGGAGCAAGUGGACGUACAGGAAGGAUUUUUGUUACACGGAUUAUUUUGUUAGUUUGUUCAUUACUCUUGUAUGAUUAUGUUCUGUAA
Messenger RNA from Porites lobata, 554 nucleotides. NCBI's taxonomy places the organism in Eukaryota, Metazoa, Cnidaria, Anthozoa, Scleractinia, Poritidae. The record is from the annotation of a GenBank genome assembly.